UUCUCACCAAUGGGCGUUUAGGACGUAGAAGCUGCUCUUAUAAAUGACAAGGUGACAAUCGAAUCUAUCCCACAUUCAUUGACUGCCGCUGUGUGCGAGAACAGCAAAUCCCGGACCCUCCGAAAGCUGUAACAAACCGGUUCCAGCCAUGUAUGCCUGCGCCAAGUUUGUCACCUCCCCUGCUGUGCUGCGUGGGGGGUCCAGAGUCCUCGCCCGGCCAGUCUCCGUCUCCCUCUUCAACAGACCUGAAGCCACAGUGGAGCAGCAGGCCCUGUUGCCACUCGCCCAGUCUGCAGUCCUGACCCGCUCCUUCCAGACCAGCGCUGUCUCAAGGGACAUCGACACUGCCGCCAAAUUCAUCGGUGCUGGUGCUGCCACAGUGGGUGUGGCCGGCUCAGGAGCUGGAAUCGGAACAGUGUUUGGCAGCCUCAUUAUUGGUUACGCCAGAAACCCCUCCCUGAAGCAGCAGCUCUUCUCCUACGCCAUCCUGGGAUUUGCUCUGUCUGAGGCCAUGGGUCUGUUCUGUCUGAUGGUGGCAUUCCUCAUCCUGUUUGCCAUGUAAAUCCUGGAAGCACACCUACACCUUUUUUCCUUUCUUUCCCUUCCUUCCAUCCGGAGGGGUUUCCAAAAUGGGAACUGUGUACAAGCUGAUGGGCCAUUCCAAUCAACAGGAAAAAUAACAGAAAUAUUUACAUCAGUUUGGAAAAACCUCUAAUCCUACAUUUUUAUGUUCCUACACUUGUUUUUGUUUUCUGAAGUUUGUGUAAAAUCUCACUUCGGUUGAAAUCUGUCCAGAAUAAAUGGUUGGAAUAACUAGA
Molecule: messenger RNA, 818 nt
Organism: Sphaeramia orbicularis (orbiculate cardinalfish)
Lineage: Eukaryota; Metazoa; Chordata; Actinopteri; Kurtiformes; Apogonidae
Gene: atp5mc1
Product: ATP synthase membrane subunit c locus 1
Exons: 5
Coding region: 149-562 (137 amino acids)
Biological process (GO): proton transmembrane transport; proton motive force-driven ATP synthesis
Molecular function (GO): proton transmembrane transporter activity
Source: RefSeq, a predicted model, not a curated record